Pygocentrus nattereri (red-bellied piranha) is the source of this 1874-nucleotide messenger RNA. RefSeq names its product ankyrin repeat and sterile alpha motif domain containing 4B (gene anks4b). Gene Ontology annotation, molecular function: protein binding. Bases 98 to 1390 code for a protein of 430 amino acids. The transcript has 2 exons. The record is from RefSeq and is a predicted model, not a curated record. NCBI's taxonomy places the organism in Eukaryota, Metazoa, Chordata, Actinopteri, Characiformes, Serrasalmidae.
GAGAGAGAAGAGAGGGGUCUGAAAAUGUUCUUCUGAAGCUGCGUGCCUGAUUACAGUCGAAUCUUUUGUUCAAAACCUGCUAGUAUCUGUCACAGUCAUGUCAAGAUAUCAUAAAGCAGCCAUUGAUGGCUAUUUGGAUCUCUUAAAGGAGGCCACUAAAAAGGAUUUGAACACCCCUGACGAGGAUGGCAUGACACCCACUCUGUGGGCAGCUUACCAUGGGCGACUGGAGGCUCUUCAGCUUAUCUGUAGCAGAGGUGGAGAUCCUGACAGAAGUGAUAUCUGGGGGAACACACCCUUACACCAUGCAGCCUCCAACGGGCACAUGCACAUCCUUAGCUUCCUGGUGAACUUCGGAGCCAAUCUCUUCGCUUUGGACAAUGACUUCCACACUCCUAUGGAUGUGGCUGCCUCCAGGGAUCAGAUGAAUUGUGUCCGCUUCCUAGACAACGCCGCCUCUCAGCAGACCCACCAGAAUGCAAAGAAAGUGGCUCGCUUAAAGGAGCAGGCAGUCAAAGAUGCGGAGCGCAGGGUGAAGCUGUGCGAGAAGGUCAAGAAGAGGCAUCAGAGUAAGAUGGACAAGAUGUAUCGUGGUGGUGGCUCUGUCUCCGAAGCCAGCAUGUCUUCUCUCUCCAGCACAGGCACAAUGAACAACGUCAAUGAGCAGUUCUCAAAGCUCAUCGCCUCAGACACAACUGGGUCUAUCAAGGCAACGAUCAAGGGAACCCUCCAGCGCAAGUUUGGAAAGAAGGACAAGGAAACUGUGUCUAGACAAGGGGACAGCAAUGUUAUAUAUGUAAAGCAGGAGAAUGGAAAUGCAGAAAAGCCAGACUUCACAGAUGUCUUCAACGAGCUGGAUGAAAACGAGGAUGAUGAAGAUGGAAUGGGAGGUUUCAAAGAUGAAAAAGAUGAAGAAGGUGCUGGUCAAGUGAAGGAGUCCAUUUUCAAAAGACCCGGCCUCGGGAACAUGGUUUUCCGAAAGAAUUUCUCCAUGGAAAUGGGCAUUGAGCCAGAUGAAUUCCCCAGUGGCGACACAGAGGACCUAGGAUACCUCAUCCGCAAGGAGGUGUUUGAGACAGAAGAUGAAGGAUUGGAGGACUAUUCAGAAGAGGACUCGCAGCUGCCUUGGAAGCAGGAGGAGCUCGGACUGGACGAGGAUGAAGAGGAGACUUCACCCCUGGACGCUUUCCUUAAUUCUGUUAACCUACUGGACUUUGCCCCUGUGUUCGUCCGUGAGCAGUUGGACCUUGAAGCCCUCAUGCUCUGCUCAGAUGAUGAUCUAAAAAGCAUCCGGAUCCAGCUGGGACCUCGCAAGAAGAUUCUAGAAGCAGCAGCUAGAAGGAAAGCAGCCUUGGAGCAGCCUGGUGUCAUUAAGGACACCUUCCUGUAAUGCCACCAUACGUACAUUCAUACGCAACAGUUUGAACCCCUUUUGCUGAUUUUAUUUGUGAAAAUAAGUACAAAUUCUCUCCAGGGAAUAAGCUGAAAUAUUUUUCCGCAAAUGUUUUAGUGCAGAGAAUUUGUUAAGCAGAUAAACAAUAAUCAUGCAGUAAAAUGUACAGAAGUGUGUUCUCUGUAGAGGGUGUGUCAUCUAACUCUUUUUCAUUUAAAAAGUCAACAAAAUGUGUAAUUUAACCAGAGGUGCCCAAACGUCUGUACACCACUGUGUAUGAAUGUUUCCAGUGUCAUUUAUCUGAAACUCUAAGUGAUUCAACUGCUUAUUCCUCGUCACACUGUUUCACAGCUUUUCAAAUAUUGAAAUAAUUUACUGUAAAUGUAAGAUGUUGGUAAUAAAAUAUGUAAAAUACUUUAUUAUAGAAAAAAAUCAGCAAAUUCUUGUCUUGUAUUAUUUGCCAUUUAAAAUUCCUUACAAA